AUGCUCCCCAGAAGUCUUCCCGUCGACGCAACGCCUGUUCCGCUCGGCCAGCACCGAGGAAUCUCAGACCUGGCGCGAAUCGCCUCAGACCUGACCUGGGCACCCAAGAGAGUAGAGUUCGAUGACUCUGCCCGGUCUCGGGCAUACCCCUCUCCACCCAUGUCAGGGUCUCCGCCUCUUCCCACGAAGCCAUUUCAAGGGGCCGGCGAACGUGGUCAAGCACCAGGUGGGUAUCCAACUGGGAAUUCCCAAGAUGGCUACCGCGGAACUCCGAACCAGCAGUCUCCAAUAGAUCCCCGAGGCCCGCCAAACGCGCCCCCAUCGCUACCCAGCUUAUUCCGGCAAGAACAGCAGGAAGCAAUGCUAUACCCGCCCGAAGAAACCCUAGCCAGACCUGGCCCGUAUGUUCAACCAGGAGUUCCAGGAAUGCCCCAGCAACCGGGCUAUCUGCCCGCAGCCGGACCCAGCGCCCCAGGGCCAUAUCCUGUGCCCAGCCGUCCUCUGGUUGCCGAGAACCAGCAGAUGACCUCGCCCAAAUCCCAGAGGAAGACCAAGGGCCAUGUGGCGUCGGCCUGUGUACCAUGCAAACGGACCCAUCUCCGAUGUGACGCGCAACGACCUUGUUCGAGAUGCAUCACAAACGGAAAAGACUACUCUUGUGUUGAUAUGCAACACAAGAAACGUGGCCGGCCGCGCCGGAGAGACGAUCGAGACACGCGAUAUGACCCGUCGCAGUUUCCACACCCUCAGGACGCGGCCGCAAGACGACCAUUGAGUAUAUACCCAUCUGGUGGUGGUGCAAUGGGAUCAGGCGAGCCGAUGCCGCCUAGAUACCUUGAACGAGCCCCAGCCGCGGAUGCAAAUUCGUAUGCAGUACCCUCAUCGAUUGCGGCUCGGGUGCCGGAGCCUGUGGCGUUCUUAAACAUGAAGAUGGAAUUUGCCAAAGUGUCCCCAGUGUUUGCGGAUGCGAUUGGCGGUGCCAAUAUCCAGGGACGAAGUUUGGGCGACAUUGUGGUGCCGGCCGAACGAGAAAGGGUCCUGGCAAUCCGAAGCCAACUCCUCGAGGAGCAAACAAGAAAGGAGCCGAACUACCUUCCCCCAAUUCUGGCAAGGCUCGACCACAUAAUACAGGGACCUGGAUUCAGCGCGGAGGAGGUUGGGCGGUUUCAACUUGAGCGUCAGGAGUACCUGACCUUUCGAACGUUUGAUGGACAGGCCAGGCAAUAUCUAGUGCGCCUGGGUCUUGCAAAGGAAGGGUCCAUCUAUUUCGUGGUUAUGAUGUUGAGCCACGCUGCACGACACUUUUAUCCACAGGCGCCCUCGCCCUUCUUUGCUCAGGGGUACAACCCGCAACCGCAAAACCCCCAAGCGGCCUACGGCCAACGUGCCCCAGUCUCUGCGACGUUCGAUCCGGCACGGCAGAGGUUCAACGAGGGACCGCUCGGAUCUCGGCCGCCUCCAGGUCCAUCUGGGCAGCUGCCACCAAAUCCAACCCCAGGCAUGGGAGCCGGAGCACCGUCGUAUGCUGCGUCCCCGAGCCGUCAAGAGUACCCUGGGCCGACGUCGUAUCAUAUCCCUCGAAGCGAAUUGACGACAACGAUUCGACCUCGACCGCAACCGUUAUUCCAGCUUUCCCCAAUUCGAGCUCCCCAGGAUCAGGCGGAGCAUCCUGGGGAGCGGACCUGGUCUCGGGAGGAACGACCAGGCAGAGUCGAUAUCGGAGGGUUGAUUAGAAGCCAGGUGCGUCAGGACGACUACGAUAGUCCCGCGAUCGUUCGAUUCCUAGGCUCUGUCCAGUAA
Molecule: messenger RNA, 1800 nt
Organism: Ilyonectria robusta
Lineage: Eukaryota; Fungi; Ascomycota; Sordariomycetes; Hypocreales; Nectriaceae
Exons: 4
Coding region: 1-1800 (599 amino acids)
Biological process (GO): regulation of DNA-templated transcription
Molecular function (GO): DNA-binding transcription factor activity, RNA polymerase II-specific; zinc ion binding
Source: RefSeq, a predicted model, not a curated record